AUGAAGUUACUCACUAAAGAACAAGAAGAAGCCCACUACAGGUCCGUCGUCAAAGGCGGCACAGUCGGCGGCCUCCUCGGUCUCGCCGGCGGCGUAGCAGGUGUUCUACUUGCCUCACGUCGCUACCACACAAUCCGCAACCUAACUGUGCCCAUGAAAUCCUUCCUGGUGACAUCCUCCGGUACCUUCACGGGUAUCAUCGCAGCCGACCACGCCUCACGCGAGUACGAGAACGAGCAAAACGCCGCAUACCAAUGGUACGAGAACCGCGAAGAGCGCCUUCGUGCCGAGGAGAUGCGCGGUCUCAGCUUCACCGACCGCGCCGCUGCCUUCGCCCGCCGCGAGAAAUACAAGAUCAUCACCGCCACCUGGGUUGCCUCGAUGGUUGGCUCUUUCGCGCUGGUCAGUCGCAUUCCCGGCCUUACCGGCCAGCAGAAGCUUGUCCAGGCCCGUGUCUAUGCGCAGGGUCUGACGCUGGGUGUUUUGUGUGCUUCGGCUGCUUUUGAGAUCUCAGACCAGCGUCGUGGUCGUGGAUUGCUGGACUCGAAGAAGAAGGCCGCGGCCGCGGCUAAGGCUAAGGUUGAGGAUAUUUCUGAUGAGCAGCCUGUUCACCAGAGUGGUAAGCCUAAUGAGGGCGAUCUCUGGAAGGAUAUGGUUGCUGCUGAGGAGGAGCGCUUGAGCUCCAAGCAUCAGUCUCUCUAUGAUAAUCAGAAGCAGCAGGCUGCUGGUGCUGAAGGGAAGGAGGAGAAGUCUGAGGAGAGUGAUAACGAGAAGGACUCCAAGACGGAGAAGAACGACACCGAGUCCAAGACCAAGAAGAGCUCCUAG
Messenger RNA from Penicillium mononematosum, 828 nucleotides. Its product is annotated as HIG1 domain-containing protein. The record is from RefSeq and is a predicted model, not a curated record. The transcript is spliced from 2 exons. The coding region runs from base 1 to 828 and encodes 275 amino acids. Gene Ontology annotation, cellular component: mitochondrial inner membrane. NCBI's taxonomy places the organism in Eukaryota, Fungi, Ascomycota, Eurotiomycetes, Eurotiales, Aspergillaceae. Gene Ontology annotation, biological process: mitochondrial respiratory chain complex IV assembly.